GCAACAUGAAUCACAGAUUUUAAAUUCAUUUUUGUUCAUGGGGGGGACUCUACUACAUUUCCCAUGAUGCCACAUAGCGGAAGUGGAAGUAGAAGGCGGAAGUAUGCGAAGAGUGAGCCGGCGGCCCUGUGAGGAUGGCCCGCUGCUGGAAGAGCAGGAGACGGAGGGCCAGCGGCAGCUCCACAGCCUCCUGCUGCAGCAGCUCCACACUGACGUGGAUAUUGACAGAUGUGUAGCAAAGAAGAAAUGCUUCGCCCCCGCAGCGCUCUAUCGGCCGUUUGGGGAACAGGCAGCCGGGGUGAGGAGUCUCUCCCAGUUUCAGGCCCUGCAGGACGGUGAGAGGGAGCUGGCCAGCCUACGGGAACUGGGCCUGACUGAAGCCGAGAUCCAGCUGUGGCAGAGCCGAGACGCUUCAGAGGGAGCAGAAAAGUCCCACGGUGUGUAUGCAGCUCCAGGUGUGAAGCACCAGCGCCUGCAGGUGAUCAGAGACAAGAUUGAGGCGCGGGCAGAGCUCCUGUCCCGCCCACAACGCUUCGCCUCGAGUCGGCCGCUGUCACGACGGGAGAUGGAGAUCGAGCAGGCGCUCUUCCAGGGAAAUGAUCGCCUGGGUUUUCUCACGGCACUUUACCACAGAGAUGAAGAAAACCAAGACGUCCAGCAGGGGGAGUCCUCCUCUGAUCCAAUGGACUCCCUCUACAGAGAUGUCCUCAGCAAGAAGAGACAAGCCUCACAAAACGACUCUCAGAGAGAAACAACUGCAGCAACACACACAGCUACACACAGAACUGAAUCUGACCAAUUACAGGACUCAGAGCAAGACAACAACCAAUCACAAGAAGCUCCUGAUCAUCAGCCAGAGCUACAAGCCGAAGAGCCGUCAGAGUCGAGUUCAGACGCCUCAGAGCAGCAGCAGCUCGCUCAGAACAGACCGGCUGCUCCGACCCGGAUUAGUUUAAAGCAGCCGAUCGGCAGUCUGUGCGGAGCGGGGACCGGGAGGUCAGGGGGACCGCUGACCGUCAGAGGGGAGAUAGAAACGAUCUCUGAUGAAGAAAUCCUGAACAAUCGAGAGUCUGAAGACGGGAUCCGGAGCAUCCAGAGGUUCAGAAACUACCAGCCGGGGAAACCCUCAAAGGUGCUGUGUGUAAAGAACCUGAGUCCUCAGGCGUCAGUGGCCCAGCUGGUGGCGCUGUUCUCCAGGUUUGAGCAGGAGACCGGCCCCUCAGUCAUUUACCGCCUGCUGACAGGAAGGAUGAAGGGUCAGGCUUUCAUCACGCUGCCAGACGCUGAAACGGCCCAGAGAGCCUUGCAGUUGGUUCACGGAUAUCGGUUGCUGUGGAAACCUUUGGUGGUUGAGUUUGGCCGUGAGCGUCAGGAAGAGGAGAAACAGAAGAACAAUUAAGACUUGACAAAUAUUUAUUCCUGAAAACAACGUUAACCCCCACACACUGUAAUCACAGGGUUAAAAGGAAGAAGAUGCAUAUUAUUUAAUUUUCAAGAGGAAGCGUUUGACUUUAAUAAAUGCCUCUGUUUUACAUAAA
This is a messenger RNA of Notolabrus celidotus (New Zealand spotty), 1538 nucleotides long. It is a transcript of the gene rbm41, whose product is annotated as RNA binding motif protein 41. The transcript has 7 exons. Gene Ontology annotation, molecular function: pre-mRNA intronic binding; U12 snRNA binding. Gene Ontology annotation, cellular component: U12-type spliceosomal complex. The coding region runs from base 104 to 1399 and encodes 431 amino acids. Gene Ontology annotation, biological process: mRNA splicing, via spliceosome. The record is from RefSeq and is a predicted model, not a curated record. Lineage: Eukaryota; Metazoa; Chordata; Actinopteri; Labriformes; Labridae.